Messenger RNA from Drosophila sechellia, 1790 nucleotides. It is a transcript of the gene CysRS-m, whose product is annotated as cysteine--tRNA ligase-like protein, mitochondrial. Gene Ontology annotation, cellular component: cytoplasm. The coding region runs from base 100 to 1776 and encodes 558 amino acids. The record is from RefSeq and is a predicted model, not a curated record. The transcript has 2 exons. Lineage: Eukaryota; Metazoa; Arthropoda; Insecta; Diptera; Drosophilidae. Gene Ontology annotation, biological process: cysteinyl-tRNA aminoacylation. Gene Ontology annotation, molecular function: ATP binding; cysteine-tRNA ligase activity.
AUCUGGCAACCUAUUAGUUUCUAAUCAUAUGUUAUUGCUUACAUGAAACUUUAGAUAUAAGUUUAUUUAGACUUUAGCCAAAAUUUACAACAUAUAACAAUGUAUAGCCUCAAGGAGGUGCUCCGGGCUCUUAACUGUCGAACGAGACCAGCUCUCAUUUGCCGGCGUAACAUUUCGGAGGAGGCUCCCAAGCAGGAUAGUCCAUUUAAAUGGCGAAAACCAAUCGGCCAGCACACAGGAAUCAAUAUAUACAAUCACGGUUUGCGGCAAAAGGUACCUCUAAUCCUACGCAAUCCCCAAAUGGUCACCUGGUACACUUGCGGACCCACUGUUUACGACUCCGCGCACCUUGGUCAUGCCAGCACCUACGUCAAGGUAGACAUCCUGCAGCGCAUUCUCCGCGAUUACUUUAAAAUCAAUCUGGUGACAGCCAUGAACAUCACGGAUGUUGACGACAAGAUUAUUAAGCGAGCCCAGCUCGCUGGACUUGACUGGCAGAAGAUGGCGCGAGCUUACGAAGCGGAAUUCCGGCAGGACAUGUUGCGUCUCAAUGUUCAGGCGGCUGAUGUGCGCAGUCAUGUAACCACCACCAUGCCUGUCAUUAUUCAGUUCAUCCAGCAGCUGAUAGCCGAAAAACAGGCUUACGUUACCCCGGAUAACUCUGUUUACUUUGAUGUCUCCAAAAGCAAGAACUAUGGAAAGCUUCAAAACUUAGGCCUAAGCGAGGACAAAUUGGACCCCAUCAAAAGAAACACUGCCGACUUUGCCUUGUGGAAGGCGCGUAAAAGUGGCAGUGAGCCCACGUGGGCUGCACCCUGGGGUGGCGAGGGACGCCCCGGUUGGCACAUCGAAUGCAGCGCCAUUGCAGGUCUAUUCUUUGGCCGCCAGUUGGAUAUUCAUGCCGGCGGCUUGGACUUGCGUUUUCCGCACCACGAAAACGAGGAGGCGCAGUGCUGUGCACGGUAUAAAACUGACCAGUGGGUAAACUAUUGGCUGCACACCGGACAACUUCAUAUGGUUGGAGAUGCGCAGAAGAUGUCAAAGUCCCUGGGCAACACGAUCUCAGUGUCGGAGCUGCUGAAAAAGUAUACCGCCGAUGAGUUUCGAAUGGCCUGCCUGCUGUCCAAUUACCGCAAUGCAAUGCCUUAUAGCGAUCAGUUAAUGCUGACGGCUCGCCAGACCCUGCAGCGGUUCAAAAACUUUCAGGCGGAUCUAAGUGCCUAUACCCAAUUCCUGAAGCCUGUGCACUUGUUGGACGAGGGAGCGUUAAAGGCCCAACUGACUCAUACAGUUACCGAAUUCGAUAAUUGCCUUCGAGAUGACUUUGAUACCGCCAGAGCCAUCAGCGUGCUAAUGGAUCAGAUGAGCAGCAUAAGUCGCUGCAUAAAUGAGCAGCAAGUGGACGCGCAGGAGGAACCCGCCUAUUGCAUUGAUCUGCUGUUGGCAGCUGGAAACUUCAUAAACCGUGGCAUAGUCACGUUUGGUCUAUCGGAGUUGCAGGAUAGAGAAUCGUUGCAGGAAAAGGUUUCCUUUACGGAUCAUAGCAUUGAUCCCAAUUUGCUUGUGAAUGAUGUGAUAAACGUUCGGGGGAGAAUGCGGGAAAGGGCCACCUCCGGAAAUGUAAAGAACCCACAGCUUUUAGCUGCCUGUGAUGAACUGCGGAGCCUGCUACAACAGCACGGCAUUCAGGUCCGCGACCACAAGCAGGGCAGCUCCUGGGUGUUUGCCGUGUCCUGUGAAAAGCCAGAUGAUAAGAGCAAAAGUUCUGCCGAAUAAAAGUUAAUAUAUUA